AUGCCCGCUAGGGAUUCAGGCCUCCCGCAAGUGCUGCACACGGAGGCCAGUGGGCCCCGGGGCCGUUCAGCGGGGAAGGCACGCUGGCAGGUGACAUUUCCGCCGUCGCAGCUGCCUUGGCGUUGGUCCGACCGCGGGCUUCUGCAAUUGGCUUGCGCCUCAAUUUGCAAAAGUGCGAGCUUCCCAGCCACCCUGCUUUGCAACCCAGAUGGAACUGGGAGAAUCCUCAAGAACUUUGAGUUUUUGGGGGCCGCUUUCAGCGACGAUGCCUUCAUUCAGGCUCACACUGAGGCCCGGGUUGGGAAGGCUGGCGUGCUGCUGGAGGCGCUUGCUGAGCUGGAAGAUCCCCAGGUCGGGCUUCGCCUUCCGGCAUGUGCUGGCCUCUGCCGGAUGGUCCACAGCACGCGUUGCAACCCGCCUGCCACUCAGGCUGCUGCUCUAGCCCAUUUUGAUGGGCUAGUACAACAAUGCUUUGGUGGGCUAACAGGCAUCCAUGUGACUGCUGAACAAUGGCGCCAAGCUUCUCGAGGGCUGGCGCACGCAGGGUUGGGGCUGCGCUCAUGCCUCACGCGUGCGCCACUUGACCCCGGCUUCUCGGCAGCCGCGGUGCGAGCCUCAUACCAGGUGGCUACAGCUCUUCACACUCUCCAAGGCACUGUGGGCGCUCAGAUUGCCACGCGGACUCUGCUUGUUGGGUGGCCCAACUUGGCCGCAGCAGCCCCGUUGCUCAAGCUGUCCUUCACUCCGAAGCUGGUGUGGGGGCCCGAGCCUUCCUCAAUGCCAUGCCCUCUGGACGCACCCGUAUGGAGCCAGCUGCCUUCUGCGCGUCCGGCUGGGUGUGGCGAACGCACCUUGAGACACAAAGCCUUGCGUGACCUGGUGUGCUCCUGGGCCGAUCGUGCUGGGAGACCUUGGCAUUGGCGGCCAGAGAAACAGGCGCAGCAGCUGCAGCCUACGCUCGCCACAAGGAGGCGCCUGGACACGGCCCAAGCCUGUGAGAACCAGGGCGUGGUGUUUGUGCCUAUGGUGGUAGAGGCCACAGGCACUUGGGAUAAGGGUGCGGCCAUUGUUUUGCAACACAUUGCCCGGGCUGUGGCCGCGCGUGCUGGCGAGGAGCCUGCACAUAUUCACUCUGUCAUGAUGCAAGAGCUGUGCGUUUCCGUGCGUGCAUCUCGAGCUCGGGCGGCCUUGCGCCGCCGAUAUGAAAUCGCUGACCACUGA
This is a messenger RNA of Symbiodinium pilosum, 1221 nucleotides long. The record is from the annotation of a GenBank genome assembly. Lineage: Eukaryota; Dinophyceae; Suessiales; Symbiodiniaceae.